This is a messenger RNA of Peronospora matthiolae, 1206 nucleotides long. NCBI's taxonomy places the organism in Eukaryota, Oomycota, Peronosporomycetes, Peronosporales, Peronosporaceae. The record is from the annotation of a GenBank genome assembly.
AUGGAUGCAGUUGUCGAUGGGAUCGAUAUCAAUGAUGACGAUGACGACGAUGCUGGCAUAUUCAGCAUCGCCAAUGACCGCCAAAGUGAGGACGAUGACACCCUCACUGGUGAAGACAACGUUCUUUCAGCAGUGCACACGAAGCGCACUGCUGUUGACAAAGAUGAAUCAGCAGAGGAAUUUCUGCUGACUCGCGAAGCGGUUGUCCGCUUCAUUCAAGACUCUAUUGCAGAUGCAUUAGACAGACAGAAGAGAAAUGCAGACAAACAUGGAAGAGCAAAUUUUCGUUCAUUUAAUGAAGGAGACUUAUUUUUACUGUCUACAGUAAAAUUACCGAAACACGCAGUGACAAACGUGGGCAGCAGUAAAUUACUGCCCAGGUACAUCGGUCCAUUUCGUGUGUUACGCCGAAUGGGCAACGUAUACACGAUCGAACUGCCUUAUAGGAUGCGUACGCAUCCUACGUUCUACGCUGGACGUCUCCGCCCGUACUAUCAGUACGAGCCUGUUUCGAGAUGCGAAGAAUGCCUCCGCGGUCGGGAGCCGAGACCACCUUCGAGUGGCCCCGUUUCGACGAGCCAGUCUGGUCGACUAGAGAAGCGACAUGUUCACGCAGUUCAGCGAUGUCUCGACGAGCUACAGCCAGCUCGUCACGAAGAGAACGAGUCAAACGUUCGUUCUCAAGUUGUGCGAACGCAAAAGAGGCACGAUCGUCCGAACGAUCGUGCGUUAGGGAAUUGUAAUUAUCCCUUACAAGAUACUCAAGCACAUAACGCCGAGUCCGUUCAUGAGCCAGGUCAUCUUGCAACUGUUCCGUUACACGGUUCAGCUCUUGAACAUCAAGCUGAUCCUACCCUCGAGCCGGAUCAGGUGUUCCCACCUCCACCACAUCCUUUGGGGGACUCAAGCGGAGGUCAACAACGCCUAGUGGAGCGUAUUUUGAACCACCGCGAUGUGAAUGGCGUCCGAAAGAGUUCUAUCGUCCGCUGGCGUGGCUAUCCACUGGCGAGAAACGGCUGGGGACCUCGUGCCCAGCUGAUUGUUGAUGUCCUUGGUCUCGUCGAGCAGUACGACGAGACUAAACCGCUGCGUUCGAAGAAGGGCCGUCGCAAAAUGACCUCCCCGAACGCGAGUACAGGAAUCGAAAGGUGUCAAUUCCUUCGGCCAUCUCAGAAGAGAUGCGCGCCCUCCAGUAGGGAUCAUUAG